AUGAUGCGCCGGUGCCGCGGCGAAUCGUCCGGAGGCCCUUGCAGGGGGCAGCAGUUGCAUGAUAGAUCCCUAAAUAUAGCAGGGCAGGUAGUUGCCAAUACAGAAGAGCACCAAUCAGACCGGGACCAGGUUGCACAGCAGACAGUGGUGAGAUCAGGCAAUGGACAGAAACGUCGCAACUGUGAGGACCACCCUUGUUGCGGCACAGAGCAUAUUUCCAAGAAAGCCAAGUGUGCAAAGGAGAGUGACACUGCGGACAGUUCACACAGCGCAAAAGAAAAUGAGCUGGCAGAUGAAGCGGACAAUCCAUUUCUAAGGUAUAUGCUGCCUUACCAAGAAUGGAAAAAGAUUCCAGGGUUGCAUGUCAAUGAACAUGUGGACUACUCCAAGAAAGCAGUGAGUGUAGUGGAGCGAUGCCGUUCAGAGUUUUGGCAGUUGUACAAGCACGCACGAGUGGAAGAAGAGAAACGGGUCAAGAAGGCAAGGGCUGGAGGCAACACCCGUGUAGCAAGCCGUCCAGACCGUGUUGCCGAAAGCCAAAUGCUGCGGCUUGGCAAAUGUGUCAACCAGCAGCCCAUCUUGGGCCACAUACCAGGAAUAAAGGUCAACGACGAAUUUCAGUUGCGCUCUGAGGCCCUGGUUGUUGGCCUGCACAGGUCGCCACUGGCCGGAAUUGUGUGGAUCCCCAAAUCCCGUGCAACAAAAACCUUGCCGCCAGUGGCUACUAGUGUUGUGGUGGGUGGAAUGUAUGAGGAUGACUCAGACAUGGGCAACUCCAUUACAUACACGGGGGAAGGCGGCAACAAUCUAUUGGGCAAUCGCAAACAAAUCUCCCACCAAACGUUGACCAGGGGAAACGAGGCAUUGGCAGAAAACUGGAAGCUCGGGAUUCCUGUACGCCUGUUGAAGAAAAACAAUGACAAGAAAAAGGUGUCCAAAGUGGUGUUUCGGUACGAUGGACUCUGGGAUGUUGUCAAGUACUACAAGGAAACGGGCAAGGAAGGGUACUCAGUUUGGAAAUUCCAACUGGAACGACGGCCAGGUCAGGAGCCGUCCAAAUCAAAGCGUGUGCACUACAGAAUGGUCAACAACUUCAAGGGCCACUGGGAGGGUGACCAGUCCUUCCUGAUCUGCAAUGACAUCUCCCGUGGGCUGGAGGCCCUGCCUAUACCUGUGGUCAACGCAGUGGACUCAGAGCUUGCACCAUCCCUCCUCAAGUCCGACGUGCCCAAAGACACUGUUCUCCACGGAUUUCAGCCCAUCCCGUUUGCUGACUAUGACUUUUGCUACUCCGCCACCUCCCGUCAUGCUGAAAACGUCCACUUGCCGCCCAUCCCCACUCUGCCACCCCAAUAUGCGGGCGAUCCCCAUGUGCACAUCAGGGAUUUGAAUCAUGGGACUUUGCCUUACGAGAUGGGGGAGGGGGGUGUUCCAUUGUUAAUUUCACCCAUGUCGAUCGUCAUCGAAUGUGGACCAUGGUGCCACUGCCUAAAGGGCAGGGGUUGCCCACAAGCAGUGAGUCAAAUGGGAUUGCGAUGGAAGUUGCAGAUCUUCAAGACAGUUCGUUGUGGUUGGGGUGUGCGGGCCCUCGAAUCCAUCCCUCGUGGUGCCUUCAUUACAACCUAUCAUGGCGACGUUGUCCGCAGAGAGGAUGUCGACAAUGCUGACAGCAUUGACGACACCUACUUCUUUGACAUGUGCAAGCGGCCUGACAUCAGUGAUGACAACAAGGAACUGAAAAAGCCAGAGGAGGUGGAUGUACAAUACGUGGUAGACGGCCGUUCUUUUGGAAACUUCACAAGGUUCGUCAACCAUUCGUGCAACCCCAACCUCUUUGUCCAGCCCAUCCUCAGUGACCACCUUGACCGCAAGAUGCCCAAGAUUUGCCUCUUCACGAUGACCCGUGUGGCACCUGGCCAAGAGCUAACAUAUGACUAUGGAAUGUACUAUGUGCAAAACAAAUUGCACGGAAAAUGCCACUGUGGAGCACGACAUUGUGUCUCAAGGCAACUGAGAGGGUGA
Ostreobium quekettii is the source of this 2022-nucleotide messenger RNA. The record is from the annotation of a GenBank genome assembly. Lineage: Eukaryota; Viridiplantae; Chlorophyta; Ulvophyceae; Bryopsidales; Ostreobiaceae.